AUGCGGGUCGGUCAGGAAACCUUUGCUGAUCGUCUCUCAGCAAUAACAAGCAACUUUCCCAUCUCAACGUGGUCGUGGACAAGCGUGUCAACGACAGAGCCUUCAUCUAUCUCUAGGAGCAAGCUACCGCUCACGGCUUCACACCUUGAAACUUGGCGUCAGCUGGCAUUAUACGAGGACACCAUGUCCAGCGGCAACGUGGAACUCCUGGGCGACAAUGUGGAAAUCCUCGACUACGAACCCGAGGGCGAGGCUCCCACCGCAGAGCAGUUUCCAGCGGCGGGUGCAGAAGACGAGAGCCCCCCCAUGUCCAUGGUGUUCACCGUCGAUGAUUUGCUGGACAACAUCGCCACAGCAGAUCCGGCGGAACUGGAGCGGGCCUACAACACCGGACGUGUCUCUCUGGAGGAUAUCGUAGAAGCGGCCCAUCUGUCGUCCGAUUCCCCCCUUUUCGUUCCUCCUUUCUCGCUCCCGCCGGAAGACAGAUUAAUCCUCUUGCCCCACGACGAGUUUAUGGCGUACCAAAGGUUGAACGAGAUGUGGUGCGACGGUCUUGCCGGGAAGAUAGCAGAGGCGGAGGCGCGAGAGCAGGCGAAGCGCGAGGACGCGGAGCGCUUGGCGGAACGGGAGGCUGCUCUGGCCGCUGCGGCGAGGAAGCAGGAGGAGGAGCGUGAGGCUGUUCGGGCUGCUGCGGCGAGGAAGCAGGAGGAGGAACGUGAGGCUGCUCUGGCUGCUGCGGCGAGGAAGCAGGAGGAGGAGCGUGCGGCUGUUCUGGCGGAGCGUGAGGCGUAUCUCCAAGCGGCUAGGGCGAAGCAGGGGGCGCUCCGAUCGCGGCUGAAGGAGCUGGAGCCCCGCCACCAGGACCCGCGAGCAGCCCCCCACCCCCGUCGCCGUGUUAUCGUCCCCCCCCCCACGCAAUCCCAGGUGCACCUUGGUUCCCAUCGUACCGCCUCGCCGCACGAGAAGGAGCGCGAGGUGGCGGCGUCUCCGACGAACGAGCAGGAGCGGAAGAGGACAGCGACUCCGGAGUUUUCGGUGACUUUGGGUCUUCCGGCUGGUGCUGAAGACGGGGCAUCGUUUGCGGCGGCAACCACGGUGUACGAGUUCCACGUGGGAGAUACAGCGUUCCUGUCCCGCCCGCUAGAGAUGCCUGCAGAAGGUGUCACCUUCCACGACGAAGAUAAAUUGGCAGCUCUUUUUGCAUGGGCUGGCAUCAAACAACUUGUCCGUGCACAAUUCCCCCCACCGCACACCGUUGCUUUCGGGCACAUCUACCACACCCCGUACCUCGCGAAACUUCCGCCUUCUUCGCGGCAGUCCGUGUUCCAGCUGUUGUUCGCUCUCCGUCGUGCCACCUUUCAUGAAGGUCCUCAAGGAACGUCGGUGGUGACCCAGGAGGGAGGACUCCAGCUGCCUCUUGCUCGUGCUGCUUCGACCAACGACUUCAAGCACGAUCUACAAGCCCCCCGGCAGGCCUCUUCACGCCCUGCACAUGGUUCUGGAGAGGACAAGGAUUUCAGUAGGUCGGCGGCUCCGGUGUCCAAGAGCUGGAAGAACCGUUGGGGCGACCGGGAUUCGACGGCCAAGAGCGGGACGGACGACCACCACCGCUUCACCCAGUCUUCGCGAGGGCGCGGCGUCGGAGAUAACAGGCGAGGGCGAACCGUGGGGAACCAGCCUACGAGGUCUUCGCCGGCGAGUCGCCAUCGCCGGAGCAGGAGUCGGAGCGCAGAGCGACAACAGCGCACCAAUCCUUCGUCUAGGCGUGGGCGCAGCCGGAGCGGAGACCGUCGUGGGAGAAACACGCCUCCGUCUAGGCGUAGCCGCAGCCGGAGCCAGAACCAGAGCGGGGGCAAUAGCAGGGCGACCAGCACUGACAGCAGUCGCGGUGGAAAAGGGAGACGGAGGUCAGGCCACGGUAACAGGCAAGUGAUGUAGAAAACCAUCUGCGCAAGGAACCGGCAGGGCCCUCGACGUACGCCUUCUUCAUCCAGA
Ectocarpus sp. CCAP 1310/34 is the source of this 1995-nucleotide messenger RNA. The record is from the annotation of a GenBank genome assembly. Lineage: Eukaryota; Phaeophyceae; Ectocarpales; Ectocarpaceae.